Talaromyces proteolyticus is the source of this 942-nucleotide messenger RNA. RefSeq names its product putative mitochondrial phosphate carrier protein. The record is from RefSeq and is a predicted model, not a curated record. The transcript is spliced from 4 exons. The coding region runs from base 1 to 942 and encodes 313 amino acids. Lineage: Eukaryota; Fungi; Ascomycota; Eurotiomycetes; Eurotiales; Trichocomaceae. Gene Ontology annotation, biological process: mitochondrial phosphate ion transmembrane transport. Gene Ontology annotation, cellular component: mitochondrial inner membrane. Gene Ontology annotation, molecular function: phosphate transmembrane transporter activity.
AUGGCUGUCUCUCCCGCUGUUUUGGCCGAGGCCAUCACCGAAAAAAAGCCUGAGGGCCUUGCUCUCUACUCGCGAUUCGCUUUUGCUGGUGCUGUCUGCUGUUCCGUCACUCACAGCGCCUUCACUCCAGUCGAUGUCGUCAAAACUAGGAUACAGCUCGACCCUGUCACUUACAACCGUGGUAUGAUUGGCGGCUUCCGGCAAGUCAUCCAAAAAGAGGGUGCCGGCGCUCUCUUGACUGGUUUCGGUCCAACUUUUACGGGCUAUUUCAUGCAGGGUGCCUUCAAAUUCGGCGGCUAUGAGUUUUUUAAACAGCAAUCUAUCAAUGUUAUUGGGCUCGAAAAGGCCCGCCAAAACCGUGCGGCCGUUUACUCUGUCUCUGCCGCCUGCGCUGAGUUCUUCGCCUCUAUUGCUCUCUGCCCUCUCGAAGCUACUCGUAUCCGCCUCGUCUCUGACCCUAGCUUCGCCAAGGGUCUGAUCGGUGGUUUCGGAAAGAUUCUUAAGAAUGAAGGAAUUGGGGCUUUCUAUAGCGGUUUCGGGCCUAUCCUCUUCAAGCAGGUUCCCUACACGGUGACCAAAUUUGUCGCGUUCGAAAAAGUUGCCGAGGUUAUCUUUGCCCGCCUUGACAAGUCCAAGCUGUCAAAUGGUGCCCAGACCGGUGUUAACUUGGGAUCUGGUCUGAUUGCCGGUUUUGCUGCGGCCAUUGUUUCUCAGCCUGCGGAUACUAUGCUAUCCAAGAUCAACAAGACCAAGGGUCUGCCCGGUGAGAGCACACUCUCGCGCCUCGUCAAGAUUGCUGGCGAGCUUGGUCUCCGCGGUUCCUUCGCUGGUCUUCCUACUCGUCUAUUCAUGAUUGGUGGUCUGACUGCUGGCCAAUUCGCUAUCUAUGGUGACAUCAAGAAGGCUCUUGGUGCCACUAAUGGGGUUGAGAUUUCCAAGUAA